UGACUCGACCAUCUUUACUGCACUCACAGAUCCCGAGUGCGCUGUAAUAUAUAUCUUCUCCGUUGACAUUCGUACUUUAAGGAUAAAAAAGAAUGAAUCGGCAGAUAAAUAAAAGAGGAGUCACGGGGCCCGUUGGGGAAGCAUUAUUCAAAGAGCAACAAUCUAGCAGAGUACAUUGCGACUUGAAAGAAACCCAGGUACACAUUCCAGCUGCUGGGAGAAAGGCAGAGUAUUCUAGUGCAGCACAAGCCUCUGCUGGUAAGUGGAAGUCUUCAUUCCAACCAGUGGUUAAGAGAAAUGCCGAAGAUGAGUCGCACGAGCAAAGCAGUGUACAAAGAUAUGAAAAAUACGAGAAGGAUGUUGUGACAUCGACACCUUCGCACCACCAACACUUAGCAAAGGCUGCUCGCCCGCCCGUGUCUCGUCUUGUCUCAGGCACUGGGCCUGAAGGGACUGAACUUUACGACCCGUUUGAUAAUGACAUGGUUGACUCGACAAUUGACAGAUUACGGCCCACAAAGGACAACUUCCCACCUGAGCAAUGUUUGUCUCCAGGCGGGAGCCGUCAUGUCAUGUCCUCCUGGGAAUUAAGCCGACGGCGUGACUAUAACAUGAAGUCACUGGAGCCACCAGGGUAUGCAUCCAUGAGGACAUCCUAUGGCGCAGAGAGGACCAAUGGAGAAGAAGCCAUGGCAAGGCCAGAGCACAGCAGCAUGAUGGUCCCACGUGUUAGGUUGUCUUCACCAAAGCUGCAGGACUAUCAGAUUACGGAGGAGCCCGGUGAAGCAGAAGCGGAAGAGAGUAGGACAAAAAGCAAAAGGACCAAAUCUAUUCUGAUGGAUCAGAUAACCAUCAACUGUGACCUGUGCGACAUCGAAGUGAGCAAUGGGCAGGAGCUGGAGGACCACUUGGACAGCAAAAUUCACUGGGACGUAAUGGAGCACAUCCAACAGCAGAAUAACUAUGACGACAUGACGAUAGCCUUCCUGCAGGACGUCAUGUUGUAUAAGAGCAUCAAGUGCAGCCGAGCCAUAGAUGACAGCGCUCUUCGUGCUCUGCAGGAGAACGACCACAUGACAAAGGUUGCGUUGUUCCACUGCGCAGCUUGCCAAGUCCUCGUAUCCACGGCGGCAUCAUCUGUGCAGAAUCACAUCACCUCGCCGGAACACCUCUCCAAAACAAAGGAAUUUGGAGCACAGCGGAGACACGCUUCACUUGACAAAGCAGAUACCAUCAUGAAAGAGCUGCAGCCUCAGUUUGAAAAUUUCCUCAAGGGUUUCAGCCAGUUUGAAUGACAGGAGACCCCGACCCCAAAGAUGCCAUAGACGCCCCGAGUGCUGUGUGACACGACUUCACAAUGGACUUCACCAUCACAACCAGUACAGUUUGAUGCUUUGUGCGUGCAAACCAACGACGUGCGAUGAGGAUCAUGGCUGGUGAGGCACUGAUUCCUUGGGGUUAUGUUAAUACAGGUUGGUCGUUCAGAAAAUAACCCCCAAAAAACAUAAUUCAUUUUUUUAAUGACCGGAUGUGUAUGUUAAAACCGAUUGGAAUCGUACGUUCAUUCAUUCAUUUUCUACUGUUUAUCCUCACGAGGGUCGCGUGUGGUGCUGGAGCCUAUCCCAGCUGUCUUGGGGCGAGAGGCGGGGUACACCCUGGACUGGUGGCCAGCCAAUCACAGGGCACAUAUAGACAAACAACCAUUCACACUCGCAUUCAUACCUAUGGACAAUUUGGAGUCUCUAAUUAACCUAGCAUGUUUUUGGAAUGUGGGAGGAAACCGGAGAAAACUCCACACAGAGAUGGCCGAGGGUGGAAUUGAACUCGGAUCUCCUAGCUGUGAGGCCUAUGCGCUAACCACUCACUCGCCAUGCAGCCCUUAAUACAGUGCAAUGGACACAUUUUGAUUUUUUGGGUUGUUUUUUUUGUAUUUCUCAUCACAGCAGGUGAGGCUCCCCUGACCGCACGCCACUGGUGUACACAUAGCUUUAUCUGCCUCUUGUAUUACUUUUUUUUGGGGGGGGGGCAUGCCAACUUGUGAAUAAUUGUUUUUGUUUAGAAACACAAAUGUUUUCAACAUUGUAUUUGAUAUAGUACAUUCCAAAAUUAAAUGAUUAAAAAAAAAAAAACAUAAUUUCAACGUUAAAUAUCGUACAUUUUACAGUGUUGCAACCGAAUGUAGUGAUCCUGGUCAGGAGUUGUCGCCCUGAAUGUGGUCUAUCGUCAACAGAGACUGUCGUGUUGUGGCGAUCAUACAGGUUUCUGAUUGUGGGUUUCUGGCUUUCUAACUGUAGCUCAAACUGGCCUCCACCAUACCCGCUACCUGGGGACGUCGGUCGUGUGAUAGACGUGCCUAACAAUGCUGGCCUUUUGGGGCCUUUAUAUAGGCCUUCCAAACCAAUCCUCAAAUGAUGCACACAGCCACUAGUAUUACAGUAUUGCGGAACGUGUAUUUGCACCAAGCCAUGUGUCAUGAACCGCAACAACAUAACUCAUUCUCAACUACCCGAGCACUGAGUUAACAAUAAAUCCACAAGGUAAAUUACAAGUACAAAUGUAUAUACUUUUAGUUUAAUAUUGACUGUUAGUAUACACAAGCGAUAGAAAGUCAAGUCUGCAGCAUCGUUAUUGCCUCUUUUUAGAAAAAAAAAUGACAGAAAAGUCCAUUUUUUUAUUUAUUAAGAAACACGUUUUAAACAUUGUAUUUGUGAUAUAGUACAUUUCAAAAUUAAAUUAUUUAAAAAGCGUAUUUUCCAUAGUUAAAUAUCGUAGAUGUGGAUGUAGGGCAUGAACAGCAAUGGUUGUUAGUUUUCUUUUUUUUGUGGUUUUUCUUACCCAUUAUACAGUGGAACCUCCAAAGUCGAACAACAAUUGAAAAAAUUCAGCCAUACAAUGGUGGCAAAAUGUCUCAAAAGUCAACCUAAACAUGGGCGUUCCAACAGAUCAAAAUGCAGGAUGUCCUGUAAGACAACAAAUUCAUAAGAUUUCAGCUCACGAAGCAUUGAAUGAUUCAUUUGCACAUUACAUAUAAUGGAAACUUUUUUUUUUGACUACAUGAAAUUAGACAACCGGCAUCAUGGGAGGGCUUGUCUACUACUU
Doryrhamphus excisus (bluestripe pipefish) is the source of this 3099-nucleotide messenger RNA. The record is from RefSeq and is a predicted model, not a curated record. NCBI's taxonomy places the organism in Eukaryota, Metazoa, Chordata, Actinopteri, Syngnathiformes, Syngnathidae.